Molecule: messenger RNA, 972 nt
Organism: Lingula anatina
Lineage: Eukaryota; Metazoa; Brachiopoda; Lingulata; Lingulida; Lingulidae
Product: 15-hydroxyprostaglandin dehydrogenase [NAD(+)]
Cellular component (GO): cytoplasm
Molecular function (GO): oxidoreductase activity, acting on the CH-OH group of donors, NAD or NADP as acceptor
Source: RefSeq, a predicted model, not a curated record
UACACAAACUGGGUGGUGAGAUUGAAUUAAAUCAUUGUCCAGGAAACUCUGUGAACGCCACUAAAGUACAGAAAUGCAGAUAAAAGACAAAGUUGCGUUCAUCACCGGUGCGGCCCAGGGUAUCGGGAAAGCUGUCACUGAUGCUCUCCUGCAGAAAGGGGCAUAUGUUGCUGUGUGUGAUGUUGACAGUGAUACUGGAGAGCAAACAGUCACAGAGUUCGCGAAGCAAUAUGGUGACGACCGUGUAAUAUUCCUCCACUGUGAUGUCACCAAAAAAGACAGCAUUAAAUCUGCCAUGCAAAGAACGACAGAUAAGUUUGGGCGUCUAGACAUAAUUGGGAACAAUGCUGGUAUAACGAAUGAAAAACAGUAUGAUCUCUGCGUUGACAUCAACCUGGGGGGCGUGGUCCGUGGCACGUGGCUGGGUUUGGAUUUCCUUAGAAAAGACAAAGGAGGGAAUGGUGGUGUAAUAAUUAAUAUGGCCUCAAUGGCAGGUUUAAUGGCUGUCCCAAUGGUGCCUACCUACGCAGCUACAAAGGCGGGGGUAAUAGGAUUCACACGGAGUUGGGGAGCGAGCAUGGACUACGACCAGCACCAGGUUCGCGUAAACUGUAUAUGCCCAGGUUUCACUGAUACUCAGAUGACAAAAGAAGAAACCGUAGAGGAGAAAAGAGCCAAGGGCCUAUUGCAUUCAGAGGCUCUGGUUGCCAUUAUGUCAGAAAGUCUUAAACUAAGUACAAAUGCCGUAGCGGACGUUUUCAUUCAGCUGGUGGAAGAUGACACAAAAAAUGGCGCCGUUAUGGCCUUAGUUUCAGAACAACCGGUGCAAGAAGUUAAAUUUCCAGACAUUUUUACAAACGUAGAGAAGUAACCCAUUGACGAAGAUAAUUUUUCCAGAUUAUGAGAAAUGCACACACUUCUUUUUUCUGACUCUACCAGUUUAUAUGCUCACAGACCUAUAUAAAAGGGCCA